ACUUCACACAGCCAUGCCGUUCGCCAGCCAGCCCGUGGUACAAAUUCUCGAGCUGACCCCCGACAACGUCCGCUUCGUCCUCUCCAAGACCGAGCUCAGUGUGGCAAACAGCCUCCGCCGCGUGUGCAUUGCCGAGGUGCCGACGAUGGCGAUCGACCUGGUCCAGUUUGACGAGAACUCGUCUGUGCUGCACGACGAGUUUGUCGCGCACCGCUUGGGACUGCUGCCCCUUGCAUCGGAGACUGCAGGCGAGUUUGACUACCUGGCCGAGUGCGACUGCGACGGCGGUUGCAACCGAUGCACCGUGUCGCUCACCCUCGAGGCCGAAGGCCCUUGCUCUGUCGUCGCGCGCGACUUGCGAAGCUCGGACGAGUCGGUGGUGCCAAUCUCGCAGCGCGACGCGUCAGGCUCAGAGCAGCACGAUGUUGUUCUAGUCAAGCUGGGCGCAGGACAGCGCAUCAAGCUCACAGCUAUCGCCAAGAAGGGCAUUGGCAAGGAGCACGCAAAGUGGAACCCGACCUGCGGCGUAUCGAUGGAGUACGAUCCAGACAACAAGCUCCGACACACGACCUACUACGACCCUCAGAACUGGCCACAAUCACACCUGUCAGAGCUGCCCGCGGGCCAGUGCGAAGCCCCCUUCGACAUUAAUGCAAAGGCAGACAAAUUCUGGCUCAACGUCGAGGCGUCGGGCGUCAUCCCGCCCGCCGAUAUCGUCCUGAACGCCAUCAGCGUACUCAAACAAAAGCUUAAGACCCUUGCCGAUGCAUUCUCAACAGAGGUGAGCCAACAAAGCGAUUGGACACAACCCCAACACCAGCCAUAAGCGCAUCAUCACAAGUCGUCUCGAGGCGAGCAGCUCAAACCUAUCGGUGUUUGAGCUGCUGUGGUUGAACGCGAUGUAUGUGCGUGGGCUUUUGGCUGAUGGAUGUAAUGUUAGCAUAUUGUUGUUUGUUGGUGUACAAAAAAAAAAAAGUAUAAACAAUCCCAAA
This is a messenger RNA of Capsaspora owczarzaki ATCC 30864, 992 nucleotides long. Its product is annotated as polymerase II polypeptide C. Gene Ontology annotation, biological process: DNA-templated transcription. Gene Ontology annotation, molecular function: DNA-directed RNA polymerase activity; protein dimerization activity; DNA binding. The coding region runs from base 14 to 826 and encodes 270 amino acids. The transcript is spliced from 2 exons. NCBI's taxonomy places the organism in Eukaryota, Filasterea, Ministeriida, Capsasporidae. The record is from RefSeq and is a predicted model, not a curated record. Gene Ontology annotation, cellular component: RNA polymerase II, core complex.